Molecule: messenger RNA, 1553 nt
Organism: Sinocyclocheilus grahami
Lineage: Eukaryota; Metazoa; Chordata; Actinopteri; Cypriniformes; Cyprinidae
Product: beta-1,3-galactosyl-O-glycosyl-glycoprotein beta-1,6-N-acetylglucosaminyltransferase 7-like
Exons: 3
Coding region: 386-1465 (359 amino acids)
Cellular component (GO): membrane
Molecular function (GO): acetylglucosaminyltransferase activity
Source: RefSeq, a predicted model, not a curated record
AUGCCAUGCUUGAUGAAAAUAUGAUUAGCAAAAGAGGUGCAAAUUACAGCAAGGGCUGGGUCAACCGUUUUUCACCUGCUCACGCUCCUCCCCCUGUCCUCUCAUGGGGAGUGUUACUGAGCAGCCAAACCCCACAGUAGUGGGAGGACCGCACACACACAGAGUCAUAAUAACAGCAACAACCGGCUGACACCCAGAGCAGUUUCACUCUCUCACAGAAAGACAGAUGCUCGGCAAGGAUUUCUGCUCACGGAGGAGCCUUUUAGACAGAGGUCAUGUGGAUGUUAGCGUGUUUGUGGCUGUGUAAUCCCAUUUCCUAUUUAAGGAGUGGAAACAGCUUGAGCUGAAAGGAGGUCUGUAGCUGCUUUUCAGAUGCUGGACUAUUAUGGUCCAGCUUGAGAGCACCAAGUGCAGUUUUCUCUUCUGCCUUGGAGUCUGCAUCCUAAUAUGUUCUGCCAUCUACCUGAAAGCCAAAAUACCCAACACCCCCAUUCCAUCAACUGACUUGAGCAGUCAAACCACACCAGCCCCCCAAAGCUGUGACAUUCUUCCACCUGCAACUCCAGGGUUUACAUGGCAGCGAAAAGACUGUAAGAAAAUCAGCUAUGAGACCAAACCGGACGCAAACUGCUCUCUUUUGCAGUCAGAUCUGCACUUUAUUACGGCGCCGCUGAGCAAAGAAGAAGACGACUUUCCUUUGGCUUUCAUAAUCACCAUCCACAAAGAGCUGGAAACGUUUGUGCGGCUACUGAGAGCCACUUAUGCGCCACAGAAUGUGUACUGCAUUCACAUAGACGCUAAAGCACCGGAAGAAUACAAGACGAGCGUCCGAAACUUAGCUGGGUGCUUCCCGAACAUCUUUGUGGCGUCCGUUAACGAAAAAGUGACUUACGCAGGCUUUUCCCGUCUGCAGGCUGACAUCAACUGCAUGAAGGACCUAGUGAAGUCUCCUACAAAAUGGAAAAGAGUUAUAAAUCUGUGCGGCCAGGACUUCCCAAUCCAGACCAACCUGGAGCUGGUCCGGUACAUGCAAGGAUCCAAAUGGAAAGACAGGAACAUGACGCCGGGAAUCAGGCAGCCACCCACUAUGAAGCACAGGACUGAGUUUCAGUACAAGGAGGUAAAGGGCACCCAUGUGGCACCAAAAGGCAAGGGUCAAAAGAAGGGACCACCUCCUCACAACCUGACAAUGUACUUCGGAACUGCCUAUUAUUCCUUGACGAAACCGUUUGUGGAGUUCGUCCUCAACGACAAGGUGGCCAAAGACUUGCUGGAGUGGUCUAGAGACACCUUCAGCCCAGAUGAGCAUUACUGGGUGACUCUAAAUCACAUGAAGGCACCUGGCAGUUAUGUAGAAGGCGAAUGGGAAGGUAACGUGCGUGCAAUCAAAUGGAAGGACCAAGAAGGAACAGUACACCAGGGCUGUAAAGGUACGAGAAUGUCAAGCGAACACUUUUUACUCUGACAUAGGAUACGGUUUUAUCCAAAGCAAUCUGUCACAGAAUCAACAAUAUUUCUAGUAUACAAUGCCACAUUUAUCCAUGGUUUCUGCA